AUGACAAGGCAAUUAAAAUUAUCUGGGCUUUACAACGACAAUAGCAGUCAGUAUAAGACGGAAGGCUUGCUCAAGCUUUUCGGCUUGAAGAAUAUGGAGCUUUUGCUCUCGGAGGCUUCCGGUUAUUUUGGCAAUGAUGACAAAUCUCUUGUCAAUGAAUUUGACUAUGCUUUGAUUGGCCAAUUCAAGAAAGCCAAAAUAUUUUUCUUGGAUGCAGCAGCCUCAAAGGAUGCCACCUUCACAUCUGAAGCUUAUGUUAUCAAGAGAAUGGCUUGUUCGAUUUCUGGAGAGAAUGAUCUUUGUUGAUCAACCCAUAUUUCGAAGACAGAUAAGACUUUGUCCCAGACUUAGUUAAGUUCUGCUUGGACACCAACAUAGUACGCCAUCUUUGAUCUUGAUAUAUACAAAAAAUGCUUACGAUAUUGAUCCAAAUUGAGAUUGUCGGAGAAGUCUGCUCAGGACAUCUCCGCUGUACAGAAAGAGCACCUUCAAAAUAAAGCCAAAUACAGUUACUCUGUUGAAUCUCCUGCCCUUUUAAGUAAUGUAUUCAAUCCUGUCAUAUUGAAGCUGGCAAAGGAAUAAGACAGUCCCGGAAUGAUUGAACUGGGGCCCAUCUACUCACCUC
Molecule: messenger RNA, 625 nt
Organism: Rhizopus microsporus ATCC 52813
Lineage: Eukaryota; Fungi; Mucoromycota; Mucoromycetes; Mucorales; Rhizopodaceae
Exons: 3
Coding region: 1-306 (101 amino acids)
Source: RefSeq, a predicted model, not a curated record